Molecule: messenger RNA, 903 nt
Organism: Papaver somniferum (opium poppy)
Lineage: Eukaryota; Viridiplantae; Streptophyta; Magnoliopsida; Ranunculales; Papaveraceae
Exons: 2
Coding region: 1-903 (300 amino acids)
Source: RefSeq, a predicted model, not a curated record
AUGCUAGGAGAAAUUAAAAAGAAUAAAAAUGGAAGCUCUUUCCAGGCAAGCUUUGCUCAGCAAGAUGAUAAUCAGGACUCUCAGAUGCAGCAUGAAAGCAGCCAAAACAUGGAGGAUUAUGAAGCUUAUUAUAAUCAAAUGUAUAACAAUGAACAUGGAGAUCGGGACAAUCAUGUCAAUCAACAGCAGGGCAACCUAGGAUGGCAGAAUGAUCAGAUUGUUCAUGAUACAAUAUAUCUUCAUGGCUUAAGGGAUAUACAUUUUACUGGCUCUCCUUUCACAUGGUCAAAUCAAAGAAAUGCUCACCAAAAUGUAAAAACUAGAAUAGACAGAGCUUUGGCCAACAACGAUUGGUUCUUCUCCUAUAUAAACUCAGUUAUAAAUAACCUUCUUCCUCAUGGGUCUGAUCAUGCACCAAUCCUUCUUCAAACCCAAGUUACUUCUAAGCAGCAACCAAAAAUAAGAAGAUUUUAUCAAGUCUGGUUCACAAAUUCUACCUGCAAGAAAGUGAUUGAAGAUACUUGGAACUCAACAGAGAAUAAGGAUUUUACUGUAACAGAGAAGUUGCAAGCCACAACAAAAGCUUUGAGUACAUGGAAUCAUAAAGUCUUUGGUCAUGUCAACAUAGAAAUGAAGAAAAUUCAAAAUCAGCUCCAAAAAGAGAAAAACUGCAGUGCUCAAAACAGAGACAAGAUAAAAGCCCUAGAAGCAGAUUUGAAUAGUUGGUAUGACAAGAAAGCAGCUAUACAGUAUCAGCAGGCCAGAGAAAACAUAAUAAAGAAAGAAGACAGAAACAACAAAUACUUUCACGUCAAAGCUAAUUUCAGGAGAAGGGGGAAUCACAUUGAUACUAUUCAAAAUGAGCAAGGAACCUGGGUCUCAACUAAGGAGGAAAUUCAUUAA